Physcomitrium patens is the source of this 1658-nucleotide messenger RNA. RefSeq names its product ribosome biogenesis protein WDR12 homolog. Gene Ontology annotation, biological process: ribosome biogenesis. Gene Ontology annotation, molecular function: protein binding. Lineage: Eukaryota; Viridiplantae; Streptophyta; Bryopsida; Funariales; Funariaceae. The record is from RefSeq and is a predicted model, not a curated record.
AGCAUAUAGAACACCAUCGUCUCCGUCAAUGCCCACAGCGAAGUCGUCGUCAAGUAAAAUGUUUUUGGGUUUUGUGGAUUUGUAGUCUCGGGGAGUGUCGGUCUUCUGCUUAAGCGCCAUGGACAACACUAACGGGGAUGGAGUGGAGAGGCAGGUGCAAGUGAAAUUUGUCACGAAGUUGCCUCCUGCGCUCCGUGUUGUCAGCUCUGCCUUCGCCAUCCCUGCGAAGCUUGGCCGUUAUGGGCUCUCCGAAGUUGUGAACACACUGCUUGGCCUUGAGAAGCCGCAGCCAUUUGAUUUUCUUAUUGACGGGGAGCUAUUGAGGUCUUCCAUUGAGCAAUUUCUCCUCACCAAAGGAAUUACUGCUGAAACAACCUUGACGAUUGAAUACAUCCCCGUUGUUUUGCCACCGGAGCCCCAACAGCCUCGUGCCCAUGACGAGUGGGUUAGCGCUGUAAGUGGAUUCAACACCAGGUUUAUAAUCACUGGUUCGUACGACAACCACGGAAGGAUAUGGAAUGCCUCAGGGGAAUGUGUUUUCCUUUUGCAUGGUCAUACUGAUGCGGUGACGUCACUUGCUCCUAUACCUGCACCACGGUCAAGUGCUAAGAAGCUGCAGCUCGUGACAGCCUCCAAAGAUCACACUCUACGCUUUUGGCAGGUUGCUUUAAAUGAGGCAACUUCGUCCACCACAACCUUGAAACCAGUGAAGCGAUUGAAAGGACACACCUCAUCAGUUCAAAGUGUUGCUGCUAGUCCGUCAGGGAGCGAGGUGUGUUCAGGGUCGUGGGAUACAUCUAUCAAGUUGUGGAGUGUGAGGGAUGACCCUGAUGGAGAAGAUGAUCUAGGCGGAAAGAAAAGGAGAUUAGAGACGGGAGCUGUGGCCUCUGCUGAGAAGCAAGUGGAAGCUAGAGCAACUCUUCAGGGGCAUACUCAGGUAGUUGGAGCUCUCGAUUGGUCCGAACGAGAUACCAUCUACUCUGCUUCAUGGGAUCAUUCAUUGAGAACCUGGGAUGUGGAAUCUGCAGUUAACACUAAUAUUCUGACUUGUAGCAAAGCAUUGCACUGCUUGAGUGUGGGUGGGGAAGGGAAUUCAUUGCUGGCUGCCGGAGGGACUGAUCGUAUUCUUAGGAUCUGGGAUCCUCGGAUACCUGGAACUGUAGCACCUGUACAACAACUGUCAUCUCACAAGGGUUGGAUAUCCGCUUGCAAGUGGCACCCUAAGUCAGCUUUUCAUUUGCUGUCAGCAUCGUACGAUGGCACUGUCAAACUUUGGGAUACACGAGCCAUAAUUCCGCUAGUUACCUUAUCUCAGCAUAAGGACAAGGUUCUUAGUGCAGACUGGUGGAAAGACGACCAUAUCGUCAGUGGUGGGGCUGAUUCACAGCUCCAGAUUUAUUCGAAGUUGAACCUACCUUUUUGACUCCCUUUGACGUAAGCGUGGCAUUGCUUCUAAUUUUUCGUUCAUGAUGUUUUCGAAACAAUGUCAUUUAUCAUUGCGUAGCAUGGCUGCGGCCUACAUAAUUAAAUCGUGUGGUAUUUUGUGCAACUUCAUUCGAAUCGGAGAGUGGGGAGUAAAAGAUCUGAAAAUUUUCAGUCUGAACAAUUCAAUGAGUUAGCUUACAGGUCGUAUCUCCCAUCACAACAUCUAACUGCUA